Molecule: messenger RNA, 2625 nt
Organism: Pyricularia pennisetigena
Lineage: Eukaryota; Fungi; Ascomycota; Sordariomycetes; Magnaporthales; Pyriculariaceae
Exons: 3
Coding region: 1-2625 (874 amino acids)
Biological process (GO): ribosome disassembly; mitochondrial translation
Cellular component (GO): mitochondrion
Molecular function (GO): GTPase activity; GTP binding
Source: RefSeq, a predicted model, not a curated record
AUGUGGCUGCGGCCUCUCCCGGCCUGUCGCUUCCGGCCUGGUCGUCGCCAACUGCCUCUAUCAUCAUGGCGAUGGCUCCAGUCCAACCUGCACGCCGAGUCGUCUCGUUUACCUCAGGCUGUUGCUAUCCUCUCAAGGACUGAUUUCGGCAGCAGAUUCUACAGUAGUCCUGGCUCGUCAUAUUACGAUGCCAAAGUAGAAGAUAUUCGAAAUAUUGGCAUCAUUGCUCAUGUGGACGCGGGCAAAACCACCACAACAGAACGAAUGCUCUUCCGCAGCGGUGUGACAAAACACCUAGGCAAUGUCGACAGCGGAGACACCGUCACCGACUUCCUUCCAAUGGAACGUGAUCGUGGCAUCACUAUCCAGUCCGCAGCCAUUACCUUCCAAUGGCCAUUACCAUCAGAAUGCGGUCCCGGAAAUCCCCCAAAAACCAUUAAUCUCAUUGACACCCCCGGUCACCAGGACUUCCGUUUCGAGGUGGACAGAUGCAUGCCCGUCAUCGACGGCGCCGUUUGCAUCAUGGACGGAGUCAAGGGCGUCGAGGCCCACACGGAGCGCGUCUGGCAGUCGGCGCAGCAGUUCCGCAUCCCGCGCAUCAUGUACGUCAACAAGCUGGAUCGAGACGGCGCCUCCUUCAAGCGCUCCGUGUCGGAGAUAGCCUCUCGUCUGAACGCCUGGCCGCUUGUGUGCCAGAUCCCCUGGUGGGAGAAGGACGUUUUUGUCGGCGUGGUUGAUGUCAUCACCCGGACAGGGAUCAGGUGGAAGUCUGGCGGUUCCAAGGCUUCCUACAACGCCGAAAAUCUGAAGAAGUUGCUGGCAGAUACGAACCCAGAUCUCUUGACACAGCUGGAUGAGGCCCACCUCGCGCUGGUAGAUAUUCUCUGUGAGCACGACGAGCGGCUUCUAGAGGGUGAUCUGGAGAACAUCACCCCGGAGGUCAUGAAAAGGACCAUACGUGAACUCAUCAGCGACGGCAGCGGCAAGCUGGUUCCUGUGUUUGCCGGGUCGAGCCUACGCAACAUCGGCAUUGACCCCCUGCUAGAUGCGGUGGUAGAUUAUCUACCCAAUGCCAACGAGCGGCCCCCGGUAGAAACUUCGCUGGACGGCGUUCGCUCGACCCUUGAGAACGUCAUCGAGGCCAGCGCCAAGGCGCAGCCGCCCGGAAAGAAGAAGCAAUUCGGCAACAAAAAAGGCAGCGUUACUGCUGUCGCGUCCGUCUUCAAGGUGGCAGCUGAUUUCAACAGAAACGACAUGUCGCGGGGCAUGCUGUCCUUUGUACGCGUCUAUCAUGGCACGCUCCCCGCCGACGCUGAGGUGUGGAACUCCAACCGCCACAAGCGAGAAAAGGCACUCAGCAUGCUGCAGAUCUCUGCCAACAAGACGCAGCUCAUUCCUCAUCUAUCAACCGGACAGAUCGGCGCGCUCAAGGGUCUCAAGGACGCCAAGACGGGUGAUACGCUGAUACUGGUCAACGGGGGUUUCCGCAAUGCCUCAGAAGGCCCCAUGGCUAGGGUGCAGAUCCGACCGGCCGAGAUCCCCAACCCGGUGGCAUUCAUCACCAUGGCACCAGCGGCCCGUGGCAACGUCAAAGACCUGGAGACAGCACUCGAGCGGCUCUCCCGUGAGGAUCCCAGCCUACGAUAUAGCUACAAUGAACGCGAUGAGGUGUUCAUCCUCUCGGGAAUGGGUAAGCUGCACCUUGAGGUUCUGCUCGAUCGCCUCAAGAACGUGUACCGCGUCGAAGCAACCAUCUUUGGCAUCGAGGUCGAAUACAAAGAAUGUCUGCUGGAGCCCUUGGCACCCAACCGCUUCGUGUUCGACCAAGUAGUCGGAGGCAAGGCCGGCAAGGCGGCUUGCACCGUCACCUUGCAGCCACUGCCAGACCAAGAGGACAAGAAAUCGACACGCGCCAUCUCCAAGGACACGGUGCGGGCGGACGAGAACAACCUGAUCGAGAUCAAGAUCAAGAAGAACGACUACGGCACCUUCCCCGAGGGCUUCGACUACGAGCGCACGCGGCACGAGCUCCUCAACGGCGCCAGCGCCGCGCUCCGCAUGGGCCCGCGCCUGCGGCGGCCGGUGCACGGCACGCUCGUGACCAUCGACUAUAACCCGUCGACCGACUACUUUGGGCCCAACACGCCGCCGUCGCACAACGUCAAGGCGGCCUACAGCGCCGUCAAGGCCAGCCUCAAGGACGCGCAGUCCAGGUCCAUGGUCGGCAUCCUCGAGCCCGUCAUGAAGGUCUCCAUCGUCUGCCCCGAGGGCGCUGCCGAGGCCGUGCAAAAGGACAUUGGCGGCGCCCGCGGCGGCGUCGUAUAUGCCGUCGUCGACCGCAACGAGAAGUACGACGAGGCCGCCGGCAGCGGCGUCGACCCGGCCGACAGGAUCAGCCUCGACGACGUCUACGUGCCCCGCGACCCGUACGACACCAUCCAGUCGCUGCGCGAUCCCAAGAAGGGUCUGGUGCGCCAGUUGGAGAUCAAGGCCAGGAUUCCCUUUGCCGAGAUGCUCAACUAUGACCAGCUGCUUCGGGGCAAGACCGGCGGUAGGCAUUCUCUCGACAUGGAGCUCGACACCUUUGAGCGAGUUGUCGGGCCUCGUGAGAAGGCUAUCGGAUGA